UUGCCUACACCUCUAUCUAUUCAUCUUACUAGAGCAAGCUUUACGUUCCUUGCCAUAGGGCAUUCUUCUUACAGAAAGUAAUAUCUCAUAAAGCUCUGAUAACUCUCUUUCCAGGUUUCCAUUUUCUUUGGUCUGCAACUUUCUUUGUAACUUUUCCACAAACAAGCUAGUUACCAAGUUUCCAAUGGCUUCCACUAGCUCCGAAACACCCUCUUCAUCAUUAUCAUCAUCUUCUUCUUCAAUACCUGGUUCGGACUAUGAUGUUUUUCUCAGUUUUCGGGGUGAGGACACCCGCCAUGCCUUUACAGACCAUUUAUAUGAGGUAUUGAGAUUGAAAGGCAUUGACGUCUUUAGAGACAACGAAAAACUCCAACUAGGACAAGUCAUUGCUUCUGAGCUCAUACAAGCAAUAGAAAAAUCCCAGUAUGCAAUCGUUGUUUUCUCAGAAAAAUAUGCCGAUUCUAGGUGGUGCUUGGAUGAACUUGCCAAAAUUGUUGAAUGCAGAAAAAAUAAGGGACUUAAAGUGGUGCCCGUCUUUUACCAUGUAGAUCCCUCAGACGUGCGGAACCAGACUGGGCCGUUCGGAAAAGCCUUUGCUAAACAUAAUAAAGAUGACAGAAUCGACGGAGAGAAGAUCCAGAAAUGGAAGGAUGCUCUGAGAGAAGCGGGGAGUGUAUCCGGCAAGCAUUUAAUUUUACAUCAAAGCUCUGAGGCAAAAGUUAUCCAAAACAUUGUGCAGUGGAUAUCAAAUAAAUUGAGUUAUAAAAUCGAAACUAAUGAACUAGUUGGAAUAAGUUCCCGAGUUGAGGAUUUGAAGUUACUUUUAGUUUUAGAGUCAAAUGAUGUUCGCUUUAUAGGAAUUUGGGGGAUGGGAGGAAUGGGUAAAACAACUCUAGCAAAAAUUGUUCAUUACAUGUUUUCCAAUCAAUUUGAAGCUAAUAGUUUUAUUCAUGAUGUUAGGAGGAAAUCUGAAAAUGGUUUACAUGGGUUACAAAGAACACUAUUGAAAAAGCUUUUGUGUGUAGAUAUGGAUAUACAAGAUGUUGAUGAGGGAGUUUUCAUCAUAAAGAAAAGGUUACAUUGCAAAAAGAUUCUUCUUAUUCUUGAUGAUGUAGAUGAUUUAAAGCAAUUGGAGAAGUUAGCCGGGGGGCAUAAUUGGUUUGGUCCAGGUAGUAGGAUUGUUAUAACGACAAGAAAUAAGAGCUUGCUUGUGACACAUGAUGUAAAUGAAAUAUAUGAUGUUGGAGCAUUGAAUAAUGGCGAAGCUCUUCAACUUUUUAGUUUGAAAGCUUUUGGGAAAGGCCAUCCUGAUGUUGAUUAUAUGGAGCUAUCCCAAGAUUUUAUACGUUAUUCUCAUGGCCUUCCUUUAGCCCUUGAGCUUUUGGGUUCCUCUUUGUUGAAAAAAAAUAAAAUUUUCUGGAAAGAUUAUCUUGAACUUGUCCCUGAAUAUGGAUUAGAGACUCUUAGUGGGAAAGCUCUCAUCAAAUUGAAAGGCAAUCACUUAUGGAUGCAUGAUUUACUCCAAGAAAUGGGUUGGGAUAUAGUUCAUCAAGAGUGCCCUAACAUUCCUUUGAGGCGUAGUAGAUUGUGGUUGUAUAAAGACAUUGAAGAUGCGCUAGAAAUAAAUAAGGAAACAGAAGAAAUUCAAGGCAUAGUCCUAAAGUUAUUCAACCCAAAAGUGGCACAUUGGAAUCUUAAAUCCUUUUCAAAGAUGCAUUGUCUGAAAACCCUCAUAAUUGAUAAUGUCGACCUCAAGAAUGAUCUCAAAUCUCUUCCUAGUGGCUUAAGAUUUCUUGAUUGGAGUGGGUACCCUUCAAAAUUGUUUCCAUCAAGUUUCCGAACCAAGUCUUUUGAGAGGUUGAAAGCCAUCAAAUUGAACAAGUCUCCGAAACUUAUUAAAACCCCUAACUUCACCGAUUUCCCUGUUCUUGAGGAAUUGGAACUUAAGGAUUGUAUAAAUUUACUUGACUUGCACCCAUCAAUUGGAGUUCAUAAACAACUCACUCUUCUUAAUCUAAAAGGUUGCAAAAACCUCAAAAGUCUUCCAAGAAAGCUUGAAAUGGAGUCUCUUGAGAUUCUUAUUCUUUCCGAAUGCUCAAAAGUAAAAAGUAUUCUAGAAUUUAGGGAAAAUAUGAAAAGUGUUUCAAAGUUUUACUUAGAUGGCACUGCUAUUAUAAAAUUGCCCACAUCAAUUGGGAAUUUGAUGGGUCUUGUUUUAUUGAAUGUAAAAGAUUGCAAAAACCUCAUGACUCUUCCUAGCACCUUUUUAAAUCUCAAUUCCCUUGAAAAACUGUAUAUUUCCGGAUGCUCAAAACUACUAAAGAUCUGGGGGGCUACUGAAAGUUUAGAGGGGCUUGAUGAGAUUAGGACUGCUAAAAAACUUAAAAAACUAUUUAUCAGUGGAGUUAAGCGAAGUACCAAUCCCUUGGAUUUGUCAAUUACUUCUCUAUCGAGUUUGUGUUCUUUGAGCAAAUUGGAGACACUGGAAUUAAGUUAUUGCAAUCUCAAUGCAAUCCCCAAUGCUAUUGGUUGCUUAUCCACUUUAGAAAUUUUAAUUCUAAGAGGAAAUAACUUUGGUUCCUUCAUGCAAAGAAGUCCCGAUCCCUUGGAGAUGUUAUUGACUUCUCUAUCGGAGGGUUCAUGUUCUUUGAACAAAUUGGAUCUAAGUUAUUGCAAUCUGAAUGCAAUCCCCAAUGCUAUUGGUUGCUUAUCCACUUCAGAAAAUUUAAUUCUAAGCGGAAAUAAUUUUGGUUCCUUCAUGCAAAGAAGUCCCGAUCCCUUGGAGAUGUUAUUGACUUCUCUAUCAGAGGGUUCGUGUUCUUUGAACAAAUUGGAUCUAAGUUAUUGCAAUCUCAAUGGUUUCUCUGAUAGAAUUGGUUGCCUUCCCAGUCUAGAAGAAUUAAUUCUAAGUGGAAAUAAGUUUGGUUACCUCCCGGAAAGCAUCGCUCAACUAAGUAAUCUGUUAGUUUUGGAUCUGAAAGAUUGCUCGAGUCUCCGAUCAUUACCAAAGCUUCCAUAUCGGAAGGUGAGUCGUCCAUUAUUAGAUUCAUUACCAAAGAGUCAAUAUCAGCAGAGGCCUGUUCCUCUUAUUAACGGACUUAGAAUUGGUAUUUCGAUUGCCUAUCCGACGAAAGAACGGAUAAAACUGGCUCUCAAUCAAGACUUCAUUGCAGAUAUAUACGGGCUCAGCCUCGGGGUUGUAAACCCACAACCCACACGUGUUUUUGGAAGUGAAAUUCCGGAGUGGUUUGCGCUUCAAAAUAUAGGGGCUGAAAUUAAUAUUAAAGUACCUUCUCAUUUGUGCGAUGAGUUGGCGGGAAUUGCUAGUUGUGGUGUGAUUUGUUGUCGUCAACCCAUCGACCUUUUACAACUUGACUCCUAUUUAAUAUGUAAUGGAAACAUUAUUGGUGCACAUUUAGCAAUGUGUCCAGUGCUUCAGGAUUUAUCAGAUCGGCUUUUGCUAGUCUAUUUUCCUAGAGCAACGAGGACUUGGAAAAUAUUUGUUGUGAAUGGAUUCGCUAAGUUUGGCAUUAGAUUUCGAGUCCAUGGUUCAGGCAUGGAGGUGAAGGAAUGCGGAAUUCAUUUGGUGUACAAGAAAGAGGUUGAAAGUUUCCAAGAAAAUCGCAAUCAAAUUUGGGCUGAGAGAGAGAAGAGAGCCAUUGAAUAUAUGGGCCGGGCUGAGAGAACUGAGAGAAGAAAGAAACAGAGGGAAAAAGACAUCGCUGAAAUCAAACGACUCAUGGCUAAGAGUCAGAGAAGCAACAACAGCAUCAUUCUUUAUGAGGGCUCGAAUGACUGUAAUGGGGCUGGACCUAGUGGAGAGGGAAGCUCUAAUGAUGUACCACACCCGAAGCAGAUUGAAAGGCUCCCAGAAUUGGCCCAUGGUGACUCUGAUUCUGAGGGAUCAAGUGAGUACCACGAAUGGGGUGACGAGUUACACGAUUGGGAGGAAUCUAGUGAGAGUGACCAGGAAGGCUAA
Molecule: messenger RNA, 3979 nt
Organism: Quercus lobata
Lineage: Eukaryota; Viridiplantae; Streptophyta; Magnoliopsida; Fagales; Fagaceae
Product: TMV resistance protein N-like
Exons: 5
Coding region: 185-3979 (1264 amino acids)
Biological process (GO): defense response; signal transduction
Molecular function (GO): ADP binding; protein binding
Source: RefSeq, a predicted model, not a curated record